This is a messenger RNA of Piliocolobus tephrosceles (Ugandan red Colobus), 2512 nucleotides long. RefSeq names its product cyclin dependent kinase like 3 (gene CDKL3). NCBI's taxonomy places the organism in Eukaryota, Metazoa, Chordata, Mammalia, Primates, Cercopithecidae. The record is from RefSeq and is a predicted model, not a curated record. Gene Ontology annotation, molecular function: ATP binding; protein serine/threonine kinase activity. Gene Ontology annotation, biological process: positive regulation of dendrite morphogenesis; protein phosphorylation; negative regulation of axon extension. The coding region runs from base 504 to 2282 and encodes 592 amino acids. Gene Ontology annotation, cellular component: nucleus. The transcript is spliced from 13 exons.
GAAAGUCACUUCAACCCGGGAGAAGGAGGUUGCAGUGAGCCGAGAUCGGCGCCACUGCACAACUAUCUCAAAAAAGCAAACAACAACAAAAGGCGGACCCUCCCUAUCCCCAUUCAAAAGCAACGUUGUGAGGAGGCUCAGCUGUGACAGCGAGCUCUACUCCCCUCCCCCAUUCCCAAGCGCAGCACUCUUCCACCCUGUGCUUACCCAGAGCAGGUUUCCGUUUCUUCUCACUUCCCCUUCCGGGUCAGGACCCUGCCCAUGUUCCGGUCUUGCGCACGAGGGCUAGAACGCUGCAACUCUGCCGGCGUUUCCAUGGUAGCGAGUGGCCGGAUCCUUGAGGGGCUAAGCAACAAAGUAGUAUCAGUGUUCCGUAGCCCCACUGGAACUACGCAGAGCCAGGCCAGCGGGACCACAGAAUGGGCUGAGGCGGCGGCGGCUCUUUGGAUAAAGUCGACAGCGGGACGUGGGGCGUGACGCCGUAGUAAAAGCCCAGCUUGAAAAUGGAGAUGUAUGAAACCCUUGGAAAAGUGGGAGAGGGAAGUUACGGAACAGUCAUGAAAUGUAAACAUAAGAAUACUGGGCAGAUAGUGGCCAUUAAGAUAUUUUAUGAGAGACCAGAACAAUCUAUCAACAGAAUUGCGAUGAGAGAAAUAAAGUUUCUGAAGCAAUUUCAUCAUGAAAACCUGGUCAAUCUGAUUGAAUUUUUUAGACAGAAAAAGAAAAUUCAUUUGGUAUUUGAAUUUAUUGACCACACAGUAUUAGAUGAGUUACAACUUUAUUGUGAUGGACUAGAGAGUAAACGACUUAGAAAAUACCUCUUCCAGAUCCUUCGAGCAAUUGACUGUCUUCACAGUAAUAAUAUCAUUCAUCGCGAUAUAAAACCUGAGAAUAUUUUAGUAUCCCAGUCAGGAAUUAUUAAGCUCUGUGAUUUUGGUUUUGCACGAACACUAGCAACUCCUGGGGACAUUUAUACGGACUAUGUGGCCACACGCUGGUAUAGAGCUCCAGAAUUAGUAUUAAAAGAAACUUCUUAUGGAAAACCUGUGGAUAUCUGGGCUUUGGGCUGUACGAUCAUUGAGAUGGCCACUGGAAAUCCCUAUCUUCGUAGUAGCUCUGAUUUGGAUUUACUCCAUAAAAUUGUUUUGAAAGUGGGCAAUUUGUCACCUCACUUGCAGAAUCUCUUUUCCAAGAGCCCCAUUUUUGCUGGAGUAGUUCUUCCUCAAGUUCAACACCCCAAAAACGCAAGAAAAAAAUAUCCAAAGCUUAAUGGAUUGUUGGCAGAUAUAGUUCAUGCUUGUUUACAAAUUGAUCCUGCUGAUAGGAUAUCAUCUACUGAUCUUUUGCAUCAUGAGUAUUUUACUAGAGAUGGAUUUAUUGAAAAAUUCAUGCCAGAACUGAAAGCUAAAUUACUGCAGGAAGCAAAAGUCAAUUCAUUAAUAAAGCCAGAAGAGAAUUCUAAAGAAAAUGAACUCAGGAAAGAUAAAAGAAAAACAGUUUAUACCAAUACACUGCUAAGUAGUUCAGUUUUGGGAAAGGAAAUAGAAAAAGAGAAAAAGCCCAAGGAGAUCAAAGUCAGAGUUAUUAAAGUCAAAGGAGGAAGAGGAGAUAUCUCAGAACCAAAAAAGAAAGAGUAUGAAGGUGGACUUUGUCAACAGGAUGCAAAUGAAAAUGUUCAUCCUAUGUCUCCAGAUACAAAACUUGUAACCAUUGAACCACCAAACCCUAUCAAUCCCAGCACUAACUGUAAUGGCUUGAAAGAAAAUCCACAUUGCGGAGGUUCUGUGACAAUGCCACCCAUCAAUCUAACUAACAGUAAUUUGAUGGCUGCAAAUCUCAAUUCAAAUCUCUUUCACCCCAGUGUGAGGUUAACUGAAAGAGCAAAAAAGAGAUGCACUUCUUCACAAUCUAUUGGACAAGUUAUGCCUAAUAGCAGGCAAGAGGAUCCAGGUCCUAUUCAAAGCCAAAUGGAGAAGGGUAUAUUUAAUGAGCGAACAGGUCACAGUGACCAAAUGGCAAAUGAGAACAAAAGGAAGCUGAAUUUUUCCAGAUCUGACAGGAAAGAAUUCCAUUUUCCAGAAUUGCCUGUCACAAUACAGCCAAAAGAUACAAAAGGAAUGGAAGUUAAACAGAUAAAAAUGCUGAAGAGGGAGUCAAAGAAAACAGAUUCAUGUAAGAUACCAACUUUACUUAAUGUGGAUCAAAACCAAGAAAAACAAGAGGGUGGAGAUGGCCGUUGUGAGUGGAAGAAUUUGAAGAGAAACAGGUUUUUUUUCUCGUAGUGUCUUUUCUUUUAAAUAGUCCUAAAAAUACAAGAUGACAACUCUUCCCUUUUUAUUUAUCUACAAUAGAAAUGUGAUGUGAGUUACUGUUAAGACAGCCGUCCAUGUGCAUGAGCAUCAUCCAGCUUUUUUUUGUUAGCAAAGCCUUUACUGUUUUCUUCUCCCUUUUAAGACUCUGUUGAUGUGAUAAUUUGAUUUGGAAUUAUAAAGUCAUCUUUUCUCUGCCUACU